Colletotrichum chrysophilum is the source of this 1275-nucleotide messenger RNA. RefSeq lists its product as uncharacterized. Lineage: Eukaryota; Fungi; Ascomycota; Sordariomycetes; Glomerellales; Glomerellaceae. Gene Ontology annotation, molecular function: transmembrane transporter activity. The transcript is spliced from 2 exons. Gene Ontology annotation, biological process: transmembrane transport. Bases 1 to 1275 code for a protein of 424 amino acids. The record is from RefSeq and is a predicted model, not a curated record. Gene Ontology annotation, cellular component: membrane.
AUGUCGACCGUGACAACCACCCAACUCAGCCAUGAGUCAAUUGACUUGCGAGAUGUUCGCAACGAAUUUCCUCUCGAGACCGAGAGACAGAAUCAGAGUGAUGGCCCUACAGCGUCCAAAGCCCGCCAAGCAACGACAACUUUCCAGCUGUCAGGCCUCAACUUCUUGUCCUCGGCUGUGAACGGAAUUAUCCUAGUCAGUUUGCCUACACUUGUCGCCGAGCUCAAUCUGCCGGAGCAGCUGCACGUCUGGCCUAUAUCGGUCUACGGUCUUGCCGUGGGAUCGACAAUCCUCCCUGUCGGCUCUCUCGCCGACGCGGCCGGGAGUCGCAUCGUGGACCUCGUCGGCUGUUUCUCCAUGGCCCUUCUCUUGCUGGCCAGCGGCUUCGUCAAGUCAGGCGAGCAGCUCGUUGCGUAUCGUGCACUCCAAGGCGUCGCCAUGUCCAUGCACCUGGCAUCAUCCGUGAGCCUCGUGACGCAGUCCAUCCCGAAGGGCAGGGCCAGAAAUGUGGCGUUUUCAUGUCUUGGACUGAGCCAGCCUUUGGGAUUCUCGGUUGGUUUGGUGCUUGGUGGGGUGCUGGUAGAUACGGUGGGUUGGCGCGUGGGCUUCUACCUGACCGGGGGGCUGUCUUUGCUCCUGUCCUUCGUCGGACUGUGGGCGCUGCCAAAGUCAAGGGACAGGCGGACGGCAUCUGAAGUUGUCCACGAACUGAAGAGGAAAAUGGACUGGGUUGGCUCGCUUCUGGCAUCCGCGUUCAUGGUCUGUUUGUCGUACUUCUUGGCCCUUGUCGUCGGCAUAAUCCUCAACUUCACCACUGGCCUGUUUGUCCACAAGGUUUCUGCCCGAUGGUUGGUGGCCGGCUCGUCGAUAGUCUGCGCCGGCGGCCCGGUCCUGAUGGCGCUCGCCAAGCCGGAGUGGCCAUACUGGUACAGCGCCUUCUUCGCCCAGCUCCUGCAGCCGAUCAGCGGCGACAUUCUCUUCACCGUCGGCCUCAUUAUUGUGUCCGAGGCGUUCCCGGAAGAUACGCAGGCACUUGCAGGAGCAGUGUUCAAUGCAGCAUCCCAGUUCGGGACCUCCCUCGGCCUUGCCAUCAUGCAGGUCGUGGCGGGCGUGGUGACCAAUCAGGCGGCGGCGCGGGAGACGCCAAUCGAUGCUCUCCUCCUUGGCUACCGAGCCAGCUUCUGGGCAAUGACUGGUUUCAUGGUGCUCUGCUUCGCCCUUGGCCACGUCGGGCUGCACAAGACAGGGAAGGUGGGCAAUAAGAAGGAUGAUUAA